Molecule: messenger RNA, 963 nt
Organism: Cyclocybe aegerita
Lineage: Eukaryota; Fungi; Basidiomycota; Agaricomycetes; Agaricales; Hemipholiotaceae
Source: the annotation of a GenBank genome assembly
AUGACGAGGACGGGCACACGACGGCGACGGCACAGGCACGACGACGAUGAAGGCAGGGGCACGACGAGGACGGCGGGGCACCAGGCACCCUUCACCCUCGCCCUCGCCCCUCAUUCGCUCCCCCAUCCUCUGCCUUGCCCUCUCGCCCCCUGCCUUGCCCUCUCACCCUUGUCCACCCCUCAUUCGCCCCUCGUUUGCCUGCCCUCUGCCCUCUGCCCCGCUGUCUCACCCAAUUUGCCGCUUCGCUCGUGUCGCCCUCUCGCCUACCUCGCCCCUUUUGCUCCUUUUGCCCCCCUUGCCCUCUCGCUCCUUUCGCUCACCCUGCCCACCUUGCCCUCUCACCCCUUGCCCUCUCGCCCCUUGCCCUUCCGCCCCUCGCCCUCUUGCCUUUGCCCUUUUGCCCCUCACCCUUUCUCCCUCUUGCCCUCUUGCCCACCUUGCCCUCUUGCCCACCUUGCCCACCUUGCCCUCUCGCCUUUGCCUUUGCCCUCUCACCUUUGCCUUUGCCCUCUUGCCCUCUUGCUCUUGCUCUCGCCAUCUCGCCGUUUUGCCGUCACUGUCACCGUUUUGCCCUCUCGCCCCCUGGCCUCUGCAUCCCCCCCUGACCUCCGCCAUCUCCCUCUGCCUUGCGAACAAACUCCACGAGUGGUGGAGGGCCGAACACACAGGCAGAGGGCAGAGGUGACCCAACGACGGGCAGAGGGUGGAAGAGGGGCGAAUGCCCGUCAACGAGCAGUGGAGGGUCGAACGACCCCCAACGAUGAGCAAAAGGGGCCAGAGGAUGCCCCAAUGGGCGGAGGAGGGGGGAAGAGGGGCGAAUGGCCCCCAACGAACCGCAGAGGGCCAAACAACCCCCUAACGAGCAGAGGAAGGCCAGCUGGCCCCCAACGACGAGAGGAGGAGGAGUGGAGGAUGCCCCAAUGGGCAGAGGGGGGGGGAAGAGGGGACAACAGCCCCAAAUGA